AUGUCCGGAACCAAAUUUGAGUUCAUUGCGGUUUGCUAUAAGAUCUUUUGGUGUCCUGACUAUGACCAAGAGCCAGCUCCAGGCAAUGGAUAUGUGGUGUUUCUGAAAAGCAUCACAAUUAGUGCAUUUGAUGGGGCUGACUUUGACAUUGAUUACGCUCAGAACGGAUGCAACGCUGUACAUUUGAGUGAACCGGAUCGGUCAAAUGUUGAGCAGAUCAAUGCUCCUUGUUGGGAUCCAUUACCUUUCAGCAUCGAAGGAAGAACUUUGACGGCCGAGUCCGGUGAAGUGAUCCUCAACAAUGAGGGACCUCUCACAAUGAUCAAGUUUAUACAAACCGAUCCUCUUUCGACAAACCCCGAGUGUAAGACCUUUCAGCAGGAGUUAUCAUGCCUAAACCAUGUUCAAGAUAGUUAUCCCGUGUACGCUGGAGGAAAUCCAGAGGAGGAAUUGCUUGACGUCAAUUUGGACACAACUACACUUUGGACGCCAUUUUGGUACCCUUGGCUUUUCGAUCAGCCGGAUUUGAUUGCUUAUGCCUUGAUGAAUUCACACCAAUAUUACAACAAAGCUCCUAAAGUUUUAGCGAACCUCAUCAUUUACAUUGAUGAAGCUGUCGAUUUAAUAAUGGACUUCACGAAACUUCCCUGUAACAACAAAGCAUGCACAGACCCACCUCAAUUUACAGUAAACAACAUCACUCUCGAAGUCGACAGUGACGACACCAUUGUG
Messenger RNA from Mesorhabditis belari, 732 nucleotides. Lineage: Eukaryota; Metazoa; Nematoda; Chromadorea; Rhabditida; Rhabditidae. The record is from the annotation of a GenBank genome assembly.